Molecule: messenger RNA, 987 nt
Organism: Paramecium tetraurelia
Lineage: Eukaryota; Ciliophora; Oligohymenophorea; Peniculida; Parameciidae
Exons: 3
Cellular component (GO): cytosol
Source: RefSeq, a predicted model, not a curated record
AUGGGAGCUUGUAGUGGAAUAUGUGGAUAAAGCAAUACGGAUCACACAAUAGUUAAUGGGAAUCAUGUGAAUCAGUCAGAUUUUGAAUAAUAGAUUGAUUAGGGUCUAAAAGGAUCAGGACAUUCAGUUAGAUAAUCUCAACAAUCUUCAGAUGUGAAUGUUCCUUAAGUUCAUUAUGAUAAUGAUCAUUAUGAACAACUAAAGCGAUCAAACUAGAGGUUUGAAGAAAUAAAAACUUAAUUAUAACAUGAUUCUUUUCUUGAAAAAUGUGAACCGGUAACACUUGAAACAGGAGCAAUUUAUACUGGAUAGUGGAAGGAUGAAUAAAGACAUGGUUGGGGGAGGUAAGUUUGGCCAGAUUAAUCAGUAUAUGAAGGAGAAUGGGUUAAUGAUAAGGCAUGUGGAAGGGGAAAGCUAAUACAUGCAGAUGGAGACAUUUAUGAUGGUGAAUGGGCUAAUGAUAAGGCUAAUGGUUUUGGAAGGUAUUAUCACAGCAAUGGAGCAACAUAUCAAGGAUAAUGGAAAGAUGACAAGUAAGAAGGAUUUGGUGAAGAAACUUGGCCAGACGGAUCUAAAUACAAAGGGUAGUAUAUAGAUGGUAAAAAACAUGGCAAAGGAAAACUGGAAUUCAUAGAUGGCUCAUUUUAUGAUGGAGAAUUCUUGGCAAAUGAUAUUCAUGGGAAAGGAUUGUAUGUUUGGGCAGACAAGAGACAAUAUAAUGGUGAUUGGUAGAGGAAUAAAAUGCAUGGAUAUGGAUUAACGAAAUGGCCAGAUGGUAGAUCAUAUGAUGGAGAAUAUAAGGAAGAUAAAAAACACGGACAUGGCACAUUUAUUUGGAGUGAUGGAAGAAAGUACAUUGGCUAGUGGGUUGAUGGGAAGUAAUAAGGAUAAGGAGUGUUUAUUAAAUCAGAUGGAACAAGCAAAAGAGGAGAAUGGGCAGAUGGAAAGAGAAUCAGAUGGACUGAUGUUCAUAAAGAGAGCUAUUGA